Beta vulgaris subsp. vulgaris (sugar beet) is the source of this 2069-nucleotide messenger RNA. Its product is annotated as (3S,6E)-nerolidol synthase 1. Gene Ontology annotation, molecular function: terpene synthase activity; magnesium ion binding. The record is from RefSeq and is a predicted model, not a curated record. Lineage: Eukaryota; Viridiplantae; Streptophyta; Magnoliopsida; Caryophyllales; Amaranthaceae. The transcript is spliced from 7 exons. Bases 235 to 1980 code for a protein of 581 amino acids.
AUGGCCCAAAUUAGUCUUGAAUUAGUUUGGACCACUUAUUGAUGGGCACAGGGAUGGGCACAGGCUGAAGAUACUUAUUUGUUAUUUCCGACAUCAUCACAUUCACCAAAUGCUGAAUUGGUGAUGUACAUCAGUGUAUCAACUUAAUAUUUUACGUUGCUUUUGGCUGCGCUUUCAGUAAACAACGCAGAAGCGAAAUCUCAUCAAAAAGCCCAGGAGAGAAAAUUCCCAAUCAUGGUUACGCCUAUUGUUCUUGCAACCACCAUUUUUACAGCCCAAUCAACUGCGUUCUUAGUUACCCCGAAAACAGAAGCGCAAAUAAAGAUUAGAAAUAGUGGAUUUAUUGCAGCUGCUUGCUGUACGAAAAGUUUUAGUACUUUUCCUCUGAAGGAGAGCUCUUUCAGUGGACAUCACACCCCAAAUGCAAAGGACGUACGAUUUCAGCAUGGAGUGCUGAAGAUUAGGGAGAUAAUGACAAGCAAAACAAGGGGCUACAUUGAAUUGGAGGAACUAAUUAUGGUAGAUAUUAUCCAGAGAUUAGGUCUUGAAGAUUACUUCCGAGAAGAAAUGCAUGUUGCCUUAGAAAAGCUACGUGUAAAAUCGGGUACCUUGAAAGAUGGUGAUGGUAAAUUUUAUGAGGUUGCUCUUUGUUUUAGGCUACUAAGACAAAACGGAUAUCACGUACCUGCUGAUGUUUUUUAUAAAUUCAAGGACAAUGAUGGGAAAUUCAAGCAUGAACUUUACAAGGAUGUGAAAGCAUUAUUGAGUCUGUUCGAGUCUUCUCAGCUAAGCACAACAGGGGAAGAUAUAUUAGGUGAAGCUUGUGAUUUUAGUAGGCAGUACUUAGAAGACGCUUUAAAAGACAUUGUUAGUGAACAGCCGAAGGCAAGAAUAAUUGUGAACACAUUAAGAUUUCCUUACCAUAAGAACUUAGCAAGACUUUUGGCCAAAAACUUCCUUCUUGAUUUUGAUGUUUCGUUGAAGAUCCUCCACGACUUGAGCACAGUGAAAGAAUGGAUGAAUGAGGUUCAAGAACUAGCACUAAUUGAUUUUGAAAUGGCUCAGAUGACUUACAAAAAUGAAGUAGAGGAAAUUUCAAAAUGGGGAAAAACACUUAAUUUGGACAACUUGACCUUUGCAAGGAUUGAACCAUUUAAGUGGUGCAUGUGGUCCUUCGGAAUUUUCCCUGGGCCAAGUAUGUCAGAAGAGAGAUUAGAACUUGCAAAAGCAGUAUCUUUUGCUUACAUCAUCGAUGACAUUUUUGAUAGUUGUGGGAGAUACGAUGAGCUCUACCUAUUCACAAAAGCGAUCAAUAGAUGGGAAUACGCUGAUAUUAAGGGAUUGCCCAACAAUUACAUGAAAGUGUGCUUCAAGGCUCUCUUGGAGACGACGGAUGAUUUCAGCUAUAAAAUUCAAACAAAGCAUGGAUGGAACCCACUAGAACUUCUACGAAAUUUGUGGGCUGAACAUUGCAACGCGUGCCUUCUUGAAUCAAAAUGGAGUGUUGCAAGAUACUCGCCUACCGCUGACGAAUAUUUGAACAACGGGAUUGUUACUUCUGGAACCCAUGUAGUUUUAGCACAUGCAUUUUUUCUUAUUGGUCAAGGAAUUAACAAGAGGAGUUUGGAAGAGUUAAAGACCCUUCCUUCCAUUAUAUCUUCUGCAGCUACAAUUCUUCGCCUAUGGAAUGAUGCAGGAAUUCAUACGGACAAAACUCCAAACGGGUAUGAUGGUUCUUACGUAGAUAUAUUCAUGAAAGAACAAAAGUGUAGCUCAUCUGACUGCGCGAGACGACAUGUUAGACAAAUGAUUUCAGAUGCAUGGAAGUGUCUUAACGAGGAGUAUGUGUCUCCUAUUUCUCCUUUCUCUAAAGAUUUCAAGGUGGCUUGCGUAAAUUUAACGAGGGUGGUUCCCUUUAUGUAUACCGGCCAUCUUGGAGGUGUAAUGGACAUUUCUAUAUUUAGUCGGUCACUAGAUUAAAAUUUUUAGUUGAUAGCAUAUAUCUCUCGUAAUAGUACUCAAAAGUGGACGUUUUAUUGAACAUAAGAAGUAUUUAAGUUUUUUCAGAA